UCGGAGCCCACGUGUUCGAGGAGCAUGGCGGAGAUGGAGAGUGAGGACGUCGCAGAGACUAUGUCCCCGGGGGGAGCGACGAAGAGCGGCGCCCGGCCUGCCGACCGCCAUGGUCUGCUGAAGCACAGCCGCGAGUUCUUGGACUUCUUCUGGGACAUUGCGAAGCCGCAGCAGGAGACGCGGCUUGAGGCCACGGAGAAGCUGCUGGAGUAUCUGCGCACAAGGCCAGAGGGAUCCGAGAUGAAGUACGCCCUGAAGCGCCUCAUCACUGGCCUCGGGGUCGGGCGAGAAACCGCCCGGCCUUGCUACAGUCUGGCCCUGGCACAGCUGUUGCAGUCUUUCGAAGACAUACCCUUGUGCAGCAUCCUGCAGCAGAUACAAGAGAAGCAUGACCUGCAGAAGGUUAAGAAGGCAAUGAUGAGACCUGCUCUCUUUGCAAACCUGUUUGGAGUGCUAGCUCUCUUUCAGUCAGGCAGGCUGGUGAAGGACUCGGAGGCACUGAUGAAGUCGGUGAAGCUGCUCCAGACCCUGGCCCACUACUACAACCACUUGCAGGAGCAGCCCCAGAAGGCCCUGGUGGACAUCCUCUCUGAGGUCCCAGAGGCCACGUUGCAGGAGGUCCUGCCGAAGGUCCUCAAGGCCGACUUGAAUUCCGUACUUGGCUCCCCUGAGCACCUGCAGCUCUUCCUCCUGGCCCAGCAGAAGGUGCCCGCAGAGCUCGAGAAGCUGAUGGGAUCGGUCAACCUGUUCUCAGACGAGAAUAUCCCCAGACUGGUGAGCGUCCUGAAGACAGCUGCUGCCUCUGUGAAGAGGGAGCGCAGGCUGCCCACCGUGGCUCUGGACCUGCUCCGCCUGGCGCUUCAGGAGGACAAGUUCCCGCGGUUCUGGAAGGAAGUUGUGGAGCAAGGGCUACUGAAGAAGCACUUCUGGCCAGCCAGCUACCUAUGUUUCCGCCUGCUGGGCGCGGCCCUGCCUCUGCUGUCCAAGGAGCAGCUGCAGCUGGUGAUGCAGGGAGACGUGAUCCGACAUUAUGGGGAGCACCUGGUCACUGCUAAGUUCCAAAGCCAGUUCAAGUUCGCCCCAGAGAUGAACGAGUACGUGGGUGCCUUCCUGGAGGGCUGCCAGGAUGACCCCGAGCGGCAGUUGGCUGUGGUGGUGGCCUUCACGUCCAUCACCAACCAGGGCCUCCCCGUCGUGCCUACCUUCUGGCGGGUCGUGCGGUUCCUGAGUGCCCCUGCCCUCAAGGGCUACAUGGCCUGGCUGCGGGACAUGUUUCUCCAGCCCGACCUGGACUCCUUGGUGGACUUCAGCACCAGCAACCAGAAGAAAACCCAGGACGCUUCGCUGCAUGUGCCUGAGCGAGCUGUGUUCCGGCUACGGAAGUGGAUCAUCCUUCGCCUGGUCAGCAUCGUGGACAACGUGCACGUGGAGAAGGAUGAGGCCUUCAUUGAGGAGGUGGCCAGGUUUUGUUUUUUCCAUGCCUUCUUUGAGACCAAGAAGCCCACGUCUCAGAUCCCAGAGACUGAGCAGCGGUUCUCCUUCCCUCUGGAGAGCCGGGCCCGAGAGGUCGUCAGCAGUGCCUUCUUCAGCCUGCUGCAGACCCUCAGCACACAGUUCAGACAGGCACCGGAGCAGACCCGGGAUGGGCAGCCCUGGACCUACCACCUGGUACAGUUCGCAGACAUGCUGUUGAGCCACAGCCGCAACGUGGCCGCCCUGACAUCGUUCACUCCGCAGCAGCGCCAGGCCUGGGACCGGAUGCUGCAGACUCUGAAGGAACUGGAGGCCCGCUCCUCAGAGGCCAAGGCCAAGGCCACUGCCUUCCAGCACCUGCUACUCCUGGUGGGCAUCCACCUCUUCAAGUCCCCCGCAGAGAGCUGCGACCUCCUAGGCGACAUUCAGACCUGCAUCAAGAAGAGCCUGGGGGAGAAGAGCCGCCGGACCCGCUCCAAGGCCGUCAACCCCCAGGAGCCGCCGUGGGUGGAGGUGCUGGUGGAGAUCCUGCUGGCCCUCCUGGCCCAGCCCAGUCACCUCAUGCGCCAGGUGGCCCGGAGUGUGUUUAGCCACAUCUGCUCCCACCUCACUCCCCGUGCCCUGCAGCUAAUCCUGGAUGUUCUGAACCCCGAGAAGAGCCAGGACGAGGAUGACAAUGUGGUAGUCAUGGAUGAUUCUGAGGAGAAGCAGCUGGAGAGCGUGGAGGACAAGAGCGAAGACAGCGAGGACAACAAAAACUCGGAGGAUGAGGAGGACAGUGACGAGGAGGAGAGCGACGAGGAAGAUCGGGACGGGGACGUGGACCAGGGCUUCCGGGAGCAGCUGAUGGCAGUGCUGCAGGCAGGGAAGGCGCUGGGUGGAGCAGACAGCGAGGAGGACGAUGAGGAGGAGCUGGGGGACGAGGCCAUGAUGGCCCUGGACCAGAACCUCGCCAGCCUCUUUGCCGAGCAGAAACUGCGCAUCCAGGCGCGGAGAGACGAGAAGAACAAGCUGCAGAAGGAGAAGAUGCUCCGGCGGGACUUCCAGAUCAGGGUCCUGGACCUGAUCGAGGUGCUGGUGACCAAGCAGCCCGAGAACCCCCUGGUCCUGGAGCUGCUCGAGCCGUUGCUGAACAUCAUCCGGCGCAGCAUGCGCACCAGCAGCACCAAGCAGGAGCAGGACCUGCUACACAAGACGGCCCGCAUCUUCACACACCACCUGUGCCGCUCCCGGCACUACUGCCACGAUGUAGGCAGCUACGUGGAGACGCUGUAUACCCAGGUGGAGCGGCUGGUGCAGCAGGCCAGCCACCAGGCCGACUCCUCCCUCUCCCUCUACUACUUCAAUGCCUCUCUCUACCUGCUGCGGGUCUUGAAGGGCAACACUGCUGACAGGUCCAUCCCCAAGAGCCAGAAGAAGGAGAGAGCUGGCCCUGACACCAGCACCAAGCCCAAGGGACCAGAGGCUCCCAGCUCUUUGGAUUUGAGCCUCGUGACCCCAAUCUACUCCUCGGCGCUGAGCUCCUUCCUGACCAAGCGCAACAGCCCGCUCACCGUUCCCAUGUUCCUCAGCCUCUUCUCCCGGCACCCGGUGCUCUGCAAGAGCCUGCUCCCCGUCGUGGUCCAGCACGUGACAGGCCAAACGCGGCCCCGCCAUCAGGCCCAGGCCUGCCUGCUGCUCCAGAAGACCCUGCCCACGCGGGAGCUGCGACUGUGCUUUGAGGACCCCGAGUGGGAGCAGCUGGUCGGCCAGAUCCUGGCGAAGGUCACUGAGAACCUGCGGACGCUGGGUGAGGCCCAGACCAAGUUGGAGCACCAGAAGGAGCUGUCCUCCUUGGAGCUGCUCAACGUUCUUUUCAAGACUAUUAAUCAUGAGCAGCAGCCUUCCGCCUCUCUGCAGAAGCUGACUACGGACUUGACCGUCGUCCGGGGUGUGCUGCAGAGCCGACAGCCGGGGCUGCAGCAGGGGGAGCGCUCGACCGGGUCCGGCCGCCUCUACGACCUCUACUGGCAGGCCAUGAAGAUCCUUGGAGUCCCGCGCCCCAAGUCAGAGAAGAAGGAUGCCAAGGAAGUCCCCAAUGCCACGCAGAGCCCCAUUAGCAUGAAGCGGAAGAAAAAGGGAUUCUUGCCAGAGACCAAGAAACGUAAGAAACGGAAGUCGGAGGGCACCACACAAGAGGAGGAUGCCAAGCCUGCAGUCACCAGUGGGAGCCAGCCCCCCAGCACCGGCAAGAAGAAGAGGAACAGGAUGAAGGCCAAGGUCCCAGCUCAGUCCCACGUGAACGGGACGCCUGCUGCCAAGAGUCCAGCCCCAGACCUCCCUGCCACGAGCCCCAGCACCCCUGCCAAGACCCCAAAGCUGCAGAAAAAAAAGCGGAAGCUGUCCCAGGUGUAUGGAGCCACUCCCGUGUCCCCCAUGGAGCCUGCCAAGACUCCAGCCCCAGACCCCCCUGCCACGAGCCCCAGCACCCCUGCCAAGACCCCAAAGCUGCAGAAAAAAAAGCGGAAGCUGUCCCAGGUGAAUGGAGCCACUCCCGUGCCCGCCACGGAGCCUGCCAGGAAUCUGGCCCCAGACGCUCCUGCCACGAGCCCCAGCACCCCUGCCAAGACCCCAAAGCUGCAGAAAAAAAAGCAGAAGCUGUCCCAGGUGAAUGGAGCCACUCCCGUGCCCCCCACGGAGCCUGCUGGCAUAAAGCAGCAUCAGAAAAGUCUGCCCAAAAAGAGCAUUUCAGGCAAAUCGCCACAGUCUGCGCUGCCCCGGAAAAAGGCGAGAUUGUCUUUGGCCAACAGGAGCCCCAGCCUCCUCCAGAGUGGGGCCAAGAAAAAGAAAGUGCAGCUGAGGAAGGGGAGAAAGCCCUGAAUGCAGGCCCUGCCCCUCGGCCCCUCCCCCAUCAGCCCUGAAGACUCCUAUUUUUUCACCAUGAUUUUAAUAAACAAGCCACUGUGUGA
Diceros bicornis minor is the source of this 4421-nucleotide messenger RNA. RefSeq names its product MYB binding protein 1a (gene MYBBP1A). The transcript has 26 exons. The coding region runs from base 25 to 4332 and encodes 1435 amino acids. Gene Ontology annotation, molecular function: transcription factor binding; sequence-specific DNA binding; transcription corepressor activity. Gene Ontology annotation, cellular component: nucleolus. The record is from RefSeq and is a predicted model, not a curated record. Gene Ontology annotation, biological process: regulation of DNA-templated transcription. NCBI's taxonomy places the organism in Eukaryota, Metazoa, Chordata, Mammalia, Perissodactyla, Rhinocerotidae.